CCGGCGGAGCUAUGGGGCACGUGCCGGGGCUGCUGCGGCUGCUGCUGCGGGGGCCGACGCUGGGCCCGCGCGCCUCACGCACGGCACGUACGGCACGCACGGCGCCCCACGUGGCGAGGGAGUUACUCCGUCUCGGCUCGUCGGAUGCCACGCAGGCCACCUUAGCCAGCGUGGCGCCGCUGUUUGCCGUGACGAAAUUCGACAAGAACGGGAACGUCACGUCUUACGAAAGGAAGAAAACUGAACUGUACCAGGAAUUGGGUCUCCAAGCCCGAGAUUUACGUUUCCAGCAUUUAAUGAGCAUCACCGCCAGAAACAACAGGAUCAUCGUGAGAAUGGAGUCUUUGAAAGCUGUGAUAACCCCAGAAUAUCUUCUGAUACUAGAUUACCGCCAUCUCCGCCAGGAGCGGUGGCUCUUCCACGACCUGCCGGCCCAGCUCGCCCUGGAGGGCCAGCUCGUCACCGCCUCCUUGCCCUUCGAGUUCAGAGCAAUGGAGGCCCUCCUGCAGUAUCGGGUCGGCGGCCUUCAGGGGAAGCUGAGCGUCCUGCAGCCCCUGAUCCUGGAGACGCUGGAGGCCCUGGUGGACCCCAAGCAUUCGUCGGUCGACCGCACCAAGCUGCACGUCCUGCUGCAGAACGGCAAGAGCCUGUCCGAACUCGAAACGGACAUCAAAGUCUUCGGAGAGUCCAUCCUGGAAAUCCUGGAUGAGGAAGAGUUGAUGGAAGAGCUGUGCUUGACCAAAUGGGCGGAUCCCGCGGUGUUGGCGGAGAGCGGAGGCGGGAUCGAUCACGCCGAAGAGAUGGAGCUGCUGCUGGAGAACUACCACCGGCUGGCCGAGGACCUGGCCAACCAAGCCCGCGAGCUCCGGGUCCUGAUCGACGACUCGGAGAGCGUCAUCUUCAUCAACCUGGACAGCCACCGGAACGUGAUGAUGCGGCUGAACCUGCAGCUGACCAUGGGCACCUUCUCCCUGUCGCUCUUCGGCCUGAUCGGCGUGGCCUUCGGCAUGAACCUGGAGUCCUCCCUGGAGGAGGACCGUCGCGUCUUCUGGCUGAUCACGGGGAUCAUGUUCAUGGGGAGCGGCCUGAUCUGGAGGCGCCUGCUGUCCUUCCUCGGGCGCCACCUGGAAGCGCCCCUGCCCCCGGCGAUGCCCUCCCUGCCGAAGAGGACCCCACGGGCCAGCGGAGGCGGAGAGAGGAGGGACGGACUCAGAACGGAGGGCGCGGGGUCGAGCCGAAGCGUCCUCGCGCACCGAUGAGGAGCGGUGGCCGGGCCCGGGCCGCCCCCGCGAGUCGCCGCGCUCGCCCUGCGACGCCGGGGAGAGCUCGGCGAGCGAGGGGCGGUUGGACGGAUCCCCGGGCCUCCCUCUCCCCCCCCCCCCCCCGAGUCUCCAGGGCGGUUCCACGCCUCCGCGCGUCCGGACGAGGGUCACCCUAUUCACGGGCAAGGAGCCCGGGGAGCGGGGCGGGACCGAGCCCCGGGGGGCUUUCUCCGCCGGUCGCGGGGUGGUCUCUGCGGACGGAACGAGCCGUACGGUGCGGAGGCGGGCGUGGGGAUGCUCGUCCCCCCUUCCGCCUGCUGCCGGAAAGAAAAGAGAGCGGAGGGGUCCCGAUCCAGGAGAGGGAGGGGGCCGCGUUGGAUUUCUUGUGAACUACGCCGACGGGCGAGCACGCGGUCGAGCGCCUUUCCGGCGGACGGCGGCGCGGGCCUGGGCUCGCUCCCCGCCGUGCCCUGCACGCGCCAGCCCCCCUCCGAUCCCGUCGCCUUUGGCCGCGCCCCGGGGAGACUGAGGAAACCGUGACGUCGGAGCCUCCGGCCGACACGGGGGCCGAACCGAAGAUCCCGCGGCUGUUUAUUCGGGGGGCGGGGGGUGGACGGGGAAAGGCUCUCCCCGGGUUCCCACGACUCCGGCCCGGUUGAAGCGGGGGGCGGAGGAGGAGUCCGAAAGGCCCCGGCCCCUCGGCCUCGCCCACCGAUCCCCCUUCCCGCCACUCGCUGAAGAAAGGGUGCUUUGCGCUUCCGACGCCGGGCUGAAACGCGGGGUUCGGCGGGAGCGGCGCGGAGGUGAGCGGGCGGCUCUCUGGCUCGGGCUCGGGGGUUCUCGAAAUAAAGAUCGUCUUGCGGUGGGA
Ornithorhynchus anatinus (platypus) is the source of this 2130-nucleotide messenger RNA. RefSeq names its product magnesium transporter MRS2 (gene MRS2). Gene Ontology annotation, cellular component: mitochondrial inner membrane. Bases 12 to 1259 code for a protein of 415 amino acids. Gene Ontology annotation, biological process: mitochondrial magnesium ion transmembrane transport. The record is from RefSeq and is a predicted model, not a curated record. The transcript has 11 exons. NCBI's taxonomy places the organism in Eukaryota, Metazoa, Chordata, Mammalia, Monotremata, Ornithorhynchidae. Gene Ontology annotation, molecular function: magnesium ion transmembrane transporter activity.